CGGAGGUGCGCAGAAGCGCCGAUGUCUGGCGUCGUUCGUCGUUGUCGUGACAAGGGCUAACGCAGUCGUGAUUCGCGCGGCAUUCGUGCCGGUUUGUCGUUUCCCGCGGAUUAAUUCACAGUCUCUCCCAGUGUUCGACGUUUGAAACUGCAAGGAGACUGAAAACGAUCGAAGUUUCGAAACUUCCAAUGGCAAACGGAUGAUCCACGGUGGUUCGAACCAAGUUUGUCAAAGUCGAGGAAAGUAGUCGUCGAGGUUUCCAACUGUCGCGAGUUAAAAAACAACAGAAAAAGGAGCGUGAAUAUGAGAGCAACGAUGGAGCUGCUUGAUCGAAAGAGGUUCCAAUCCAAGUGACAAUUAGCUUAGAAGGAAACUGGAGAAAAUUUUCGAGUCGAGAUCAAAGCGAAAGGGUACGAAGCACUUCGAAAGAGUUCGGAAUGAAGCACCUGAAACUUCAAUCUUCGUUAAACGAAACAUAAGGUUCUCGAGGAACCAAGAGACAGAGAGAGAGAGAGAGAGAAAACACACGGAAUUAAAUUGCAGUCGAUUCAAGGAAAACAACCGGUCUCUGUCUCUAGUCUCGGAUUUCGAUUCAACGAGCAUCAUCUUUAUUUUUGCUCCCGCUCGUCGGAGCUUCCUAAAAUUCCUAGCAAUUCCUCGUGUUUUAUCGCAAGGCCGGCGAUUUCACUUUCAUCGAUCGACUCUCGAGUGAGGAGCAGGCAUGCGGCCGAGACGAGCCUCCGAAUUCCUGGGACUUGCGAGAUCAAUCGUCUGAGAUCGUUGGAAACGUCGUCGUCGAGGGUAAAUGUCCGUCAGUCCGCCGCAAUAUGGAGAAUCCGACGAGCUAUCUCCAAAACUUGACCGCAACUCUCAACAACGGCAGCAUCGUCCUCGAUGAGAAGCUGUUCCCCAAGAUCUCGCGCAGGGACUCGCUCUACAUCGUGGUCCCCGUGACGGUUGUCUACCUGUCGAUCUUCGUGGCAGGCAUCGUCGGCAACAUCAGCACGUGCAUCGUGAUCGCGCGCAACAAGUCGAUGCACACAGCCACCAACUAUUAUCUGUUCAGCCUGGCGGUGUCAGACCUGUUGCUGUUGGCCUCCGGUCUUCCAGCGGAGAUCUACCUCGUCUGGUGCAAGUACCCGUACGUGUUCGGCGAGGUGUUCUGCAUAAUUCGCGGCCUGGCCGCGGAGACGUCGACCAACGCCUCGGUGCUCACCAUCACCGCGUUCACCGUCGAACGAUACCUGGCCAUAUGUCAUCCGUUCCUCUCGCAGACGAUGUCGAAGCUGACCAGAGCGGUGAAACUGAUCCUGGUGAUAUGGCUGGUGGCGUUGUCGUACGCGUUGCCGCAGGCGUUGCAAUUCGGCCUGAUACAACACCAGGCGAACCCUGACAUGUUGAUGUGCACCGUGAAGAAAGUUCUUAUACAACACUCGUUCGAGCUGUCCACGUUUUUGUUCUUCGUCAUACCGAUGAGCCUCAUCACCGUGUUGUACGUGCUGAUCGGGCUGAAGCUGAGGAAGUCGAACAUGAUGAAGAAGAGCAGCGGCAAGGGGAAAGCUGGCAGCUGUAAACACCAUCCUGGAAGGUCUUCGAGAAGAGUGCUCAAGAUGCUCGUUGCCGUGGUGAUUGCCUUUUUCAUUUGCUGGGCGCCGUUUCACGUGCAGCGAUUGAUCGCCAUUUACGGGACAAACUCCGAGGACCACAUAAGCUCCAACAGCAAGCUGGUCGAGUUCCUCUAUCUUCUCUUCACCUACAUAUCCGGCGUGCUCUAUUAUGUGUCCACGUCGAUCAACCCGAUUCUGUACAACAUCAUGUCGAACAAAUUUCGCGUCGCGUUCAUGGAAACGUUGUCGAGGAGCUGUGGAAUCGCCGGUCUGACCAUCUUCAAGGAGCCGCGAUCGUACUCGAGCCUCUCGCGAUCGCAGCAGCGGCCGAUCGCUACCAGCUCUCGGAUCGCGGCGACAGCUGGCACCGGCAUCGUUCACGAGAGCAGCGACUGUUCCGGAAACUCGGUGCAACGCGACAACAGCCCGAAGCAGAGCACCUCGUUGAUCGAGCAUCUGAACGUCGUCGACUCGACGCGCGGUAACGAGGAGAAUGAGGCGAGGGGGAAGGAGAAGGACAUCGACCAGAAGAGCGAUGCAGAGGUCGUCUCGAAGAAGGAGGUUCGCUCGAAGGGCUCGAAGAAACCGAGGGGACAGCCUAAAAGAUACGCCACCGUAACGAUCUCGAGUAACGGGGGGGAGCAGCCUGGCAAAAAGUGGUGGCGUUUGCUGAAAUGGUUCCCCGGUUUCAAGUCAUUGAAGCUCGCCGGAAGAGACGCGUACACCGUGCCGGAAAGGGCACAGGUCAGACGAGAGGAGAUCUCGAUGACCAUGUGGAACGAAACGAACGAGCAACAACACCCUGUUUGAACUCCCUGUCUCUCCCAUUAACGAUCAAACGUGCAUAAAUCACGUCGGCGCAUUUACACGUGGUUGACGUUGCAGUCGUUCUCGAAGUUACGAGCCAGAAGGAGAGCGUUUUUUUUUUCUUUUGUGUAAUACGUUAUAUCAGGAGAUGUUUGUCAGACUUGCCCGUGUCAUUUCUCUUCCCCGGAUCGUUUGUACAAAUUCAAGACGAGAGAACCAUUGACGAGGGCCGCGGCGAAACUCCCAGCGUUACAUACAGGGUGGGCCAAAAGUCCACUUCCUACUGAAGUAAAUUUGUUUAAUUGUACUUAAUUUUUGAAAACGCAUAUUUUAACGUUUGUUCAAUUGUACUUUGUUUAAUUGUUUA
This is a messenger RNA of Frieseomelitta varia, 2781 nucleotides long. Its product is annotated as pyrokinin-1 receptor-like. Bases 828 to 2417 code for a protein of 529 amino acids. The transcript has 3 exons. Gene Ontology annotation, molecular function: neuromedin U receptor activity. The record is from RefSeq and is a predicted model, not a curated record. NCBI's taxonomy places the organism in Eukaryota, Metazoa, Arthropoda, Insecta, Hymenoptera, Apidae. Gene Ontology annotation, cellular component: plasma membrane. Gene Ontology annotation, biological process: neuropeptide signaling pathway.